This is a messenger RNA of Echinops telfairi (small Madagascar hedgehog), 2005 nucleotides long. It is a transcript of the gene WARS1, whose product is annotated as tryptophanyl-tRNA synthetase 1. The coding region runs from base 66 to 1352 and encodes 428 amino acids. The record is from RefSeq and is a predicted model, not a curated record. Lineage: Eukaryota; Metazoa; Chordata; Mammalia; Afrosoricida; Tenrecidae. Gene Ontology annotation, cellular component: cytoplasm. Gene Ontology annotation, biological process: tryptophanyl-tRNA aminoacylation. The transcript is spliced from 12 exons. Gene Ontology annotation, molecular function: tryptophan-tRNA ligase activity; ATP binding.
UGACGUCUCCACCACUGAGCAAGCCGGCCGCUGCCCUCGCCCGCUGUGAGCGCAGGCCCCGGAAAAUGGCAUCCCCAGCAGAGCUGUUCAGCAGCAUCGCUGCUCAAGAGAAGUCUCUGGAAGGCCUGAAGGCCAGGAGCGUGCCAGCGGAUGAAAUCGACGCUGCAGAGAAGAUCCUGCUGACUUUGAAGGCCUGCUACAAAGCGGCAGUGGGUGAAGACUACAAGGCUGGCUGCCCCCCAGGCUCUGGAGGUGACACCGCGGGGCCCGAGNNCGCGGGGCCCGAGGAGGACUUUGUGGACCCGUGGAUGGUGCAGACCAGCAGCGCGAAGGGCAUUGACUACGACAAGCUCAUCGUCCGAUUCGGAAGCAGCAAAAUUGACACUGAGCUGAUAAACCGCAUCGAGCGAGCCAUCGGCCAGAAGGCCCACCGCUUCCUGCGCAGAGGCAUCUUCUUCUCACACAGAGAUAUGAAUCAAGUCUUGGAUGCCUACGAGAACAAGAAGCCCUUCUACCUGUACACGGGCCGGGGCCCCUCCUCCGAAGCCAUGCACCUGAUGACGGACGACGAGAAAUACCUGUGGAAGGACCUGACGCUGGACCAGGCGCACUUCUAUGCCGUGGAGAACGCCAAGGACAUCAUCGCCUGCGGCUUCGACGUCAACAAGACCUUCAUCUUCUCGGACCUCGACUAUAUGGGGUCGAGCACAGGCUUCUACAGGAACGUGGUGAAGAUCGAGAAGCACGUGACCUUCAACCAGGUGAAAGGCAUCUUCGGCUUCACCGACAGUGACUGCAUUGGGAAGGUCAGCUUCCCCGCCAUCCAGGCCGCCCCCUCCUUCAGCAACUCCUUCCCCCAGAUCUUUGGGGACAAGACAGAUGUCCAGUGCCUCAUCCCUUGUGCCAUCGACCAGGACCCUUACUUCCGGAUGACCAGGGACGUGGCCCCCAGGAUCGGCUACCCCAAGCCCGCCCUGCUGCACUCCACCUUCUUCCCUGCCCUGCAGGGGGCCCAGACCAAAAUGAGUGCCAGCGACCCCAACUCCUCCAUCUUCCUCAUCGACUCGGCCAAGCAGAUCAAGAGCAAGGUCAACAAGCACGCGUUUUCCGGGGGCAGAGACACCGUGGAGGAGCACCGCCAGCACGGCGGCAACUGCGAGGUGGACGUGUCCUUCAUGUACCUCACCUUCGACUACAGCAGCGGCGCCAUGCUCACAGGUGAGCUCAAGAAGGCCCUCAUCGAUGUGCUGCAGCCCCUGGUGGCCGAGCACCAGGCCCGGCGCCAGGAGGUCACGGAUGAGGUGGUGAAAGAGUUCAUGACACCCCGGAAGCUGUUCUUCGACUUCCAGUAGCACCCCUUCCUGUCAGGUGCUCCUGGCGGGGCCCAGCCCACCCCCGCUACCUGUUAGCCCAGUGUGUUGUCGAUGCCACCACUUCUGUGAAUGCCACCUGUCAGAGCAGCUGCUGUCGGCGUGGCAGCCGCGGGCGGAGCGUGCCCCACUCUGCAGGACAGCGGCCCAUUCCCAAGUGUCCCUAAGGCUCCGUCCGACACAGCAGCCCCCUCCCUCGUAGACUAGGUCUUCUCCGUCAACCGAAGCAUGCUGCCCGGGACCCUCCGUGGGUGCAGUCUUCCCCGGGGUUUCAUGAACACGGAAGUAAGGAGCAUGGCGAGCGAGUGAAGAGAAGCCACCCACCAGCGGGUCUCGGCCCAGCGCCCGCCUGGCUUUGUUAAUGUGUUCAGUUGCACCCCAUGUGUGCCCUGGCUCUGGGCCACACACGUGCCCCUUGCAAAGGCGUGCCAGCCCUCUCUUCUGUUCAUCCUAACUGAUGAGGGAGUUAGCCUACAGCCAGGCCGGUCGGUCGUGUCCCUGGGCAAGGGGGCUGCCCUGUUUGUGUCUGUGCCCCGGAGCAAGUGUGGGAAGGCAGAUGGCAUCUUGGGGGCAGCCUGGCUGGACGUACCCUGCUCUCAUGCUCUUGCUGCCCUGAAUAAAGUUGCUCUGCUCUA